Messenger RNA from Chrysoperla carnea, 481 nucleotides. RefSeq names its product protein transport protein Sec61 subunit gamma. The transcript has 2 exons. Gene Ontology annotation, biological process: protein targeting; post-translational protein targeting to membrane, translocation. Gene Ontology annotation, cellular component: Ssh1 translocon complex; membrane. Gene Ontology annotation, molecular function: transmembrane protein transporter activity. Bases 147 to 353 code for a protein of 68 amino acids. Lineage: Eukaryota; Metazoa; Arthropoda; Insecta; Neuroptera; Chrysopidae. The record is from RefSeq and is a predicted model, not a curated record.
UUACUUAUGUACAUAAAAUUUGUCUUAGUUUAUCAUACGAAUUCACGCAUUUUGUGAUAAAUAUUCUCUUAAAUUCGAUUAUACAAGAUCAGUUAAAAUUAAAUUUAUUUAGUUAACCUUAUAAUUUACAGUUAUAUAAAAAAAAAAUGGAUCAAUUUACAAAAUUUGUUGAACCAGGCCGACAAUUCGCCAAAGAUUCUAUUCGACUUGUUAAAAGAUGUACAAAACCAGAUCGUAAAGAAUUUCAAAAAAUAGCAAUUGCUACAGCUAUUGGUUUUUGUAUAAUGGGCUUUAUUGGUUUCUUCGUAAAAUUAAUUCAUAUCCCAAUUAAUAAUAUAAUUGUGGGUUCAUAGAAUUCUUAAACAUACGUAUUUAUAAUAUAUACAUCUACAUAUUUUUUAAACAUGAUUAUCACAUCGCUCAUAUAUUUAAGAAUUAUAAUUUAAAAUUAAGAUUGGUUAUUAAAUAUUUUUACUCGUAA